Salvelinus namaycush (lake trout) is the source of this 3322-nucleotide messenger RNA. RefSeq names its product transforming growth factor-beta receptor-associated protein 1 homolog. NCBI's taxonomy places the organism in Eukaryota, Metazoa, Chordata, Actinopteri, Salmoniformes, Salmonidae. Gene Ontology annotation, cellular component: cytoplasm; membrane. The transcript has 12 exons. The record is from RefSeq and is a predicted model, not a curated record. Gene Ontology annotation, biological process: autophagy; endosomal vesicle fusion; vesicle-mediated transport. Bases 116 to 2740 code for a protein of 874 amino acids.
GGGAGUGGAGAGAUUGAGAAGUGAAAAGGCAGGAAGGAAGGCCGUGGUACAUCGGCGUCUCCUAUACUAGAUCUGCAGUGGCUACAGCUGGGUAGAUGUGUGCUGUGCCUUCAAGAUGAGUGUGAAGGCAUUUGAGCUGGUCCCUGCCGUGGAGCGGGAGCUCCUGAUGGGAGACAAGGCCCGCAUCAACAUUGAGUGCAUCGAGUGCUGCGGCAAGCACCUGUACGUGGGCACCAACGACUGCUUCAUACAUCACUUCCUGCUGGAGGAGCAUGCCACGACCAAGGGGAUGCUAUCCUACACCGUCCAGAAGCUGCUGUUCAAGUACCUGGGCCUGAAAAAGCCUGUGGAGGCCCUGAAGGCCGCAUCAGCGUUAGAACGCAUCAUUGUGCUCUGUGAUGCUACAGUUAGUGUUGUUGACAUGAUCACCUUAGAACCCGUGCCUUCGGGCGGGGCCAAGAUUAAAGGCGUGGCCGCGUUCUGCGUCAACGAGAACCCGGUGAACGGGGACCCGUUCUGCGUGGAGAUCGGGGUGAUCUCGGCCCGGCGGCGCACCGUUCAGAUAUACAUGGUGUACGAGGACAGGGUGCAGCUGGUGAAAGAGGUCAACACGCCGGAGCAGCCAUGUGCGGUCAGUCUGGACGGUUAUUUCCUGUGCCUGGCCCUCUCCACGCAGUACAUGAUCCUUAACUACAGCACAGGGGCCGCGCAGGACCUGUUCCCCUACGACAGCGAGGAGAGGAAGCCCAUCGUCAAGAGGAUCGGCAGGGAGGAGUUCCUCUUGGCUGCCCCUGGUGGCCUGGGUAUGUUUGCCAAUGCAGAGGGUAUAUCCCAGCGUGCCCCAGUGAACUGGUCAGAGAGUGUGAUUGGAGCGGCGGUCUGUUUUCCCUAUGUGGUGGCGCUAGACGAGGGCUUCGUCACCGUCCACAGUAUGCUGGACCAGCAGCUCAAGCAGACCCUCUCCUUCAGAGACGGACACAUCCUACAGGACUUUGAAGGUAAGGUGGUUCUAGCCUCCACUAAGGCUGUGUAUGUGCUGGUGCCCCUACCUCUGGAGAGACAGAUUCAGGAGCUGCUAGCUGGACACAGAGUGGAGGAGGCUCUCGCCCUUACAGAGGGAGCCAGGAGGAACAUUCCCAAAGACAAGUUCCAGAUAUUGCACAAAAGAAUCCUCCAGCAAGCAGGAUUCAUACAGUUUGGACAGCUUCAGUUUUUAGAAGCGAAAGAACACUUCAGGACAGGUCAGUUGGACGUCCGGGAGUUGAUCUCCCUCUACCCUCUCCUCCUCCCGGCCUCCUCCUCCUUCACCCGCUGCCACCCGCCGCUCCACGAGUUCGCCGACCUCAACCACCUGGCGCAGGGGGACCAGGAGAAGGUCCAGAGGUGCAAGAGGUUCCUCAUCACGUACCUGGGUGAGGUGCGAAGCACGGAGGGGGCGAACGGCUGCCGGGAGGACGUGGACACGGCUCUGUUGAAGUUGUACGCUGAGCAGGACCACGAGAGUCUUCUUGACCUGCUGGCCUCCCCCAAUGCCUGUUUACUGGCAGACAGCGCCCCCUGGCUAGAGAAACACCACAAGUAUUUUGCACUAGGCCUCCUCUACCAUUAUAACGGUCAGGAUUCAGCUGCUCUACAGUUGUGGGUGCGGGUAGUGAAUGGGGACCUUCAGGACUCUACCAGGUCUGAUCUGUAUGACUACAUUGUGGACUUCCUGAGUUUCUGUUCCAACCCGGACUUGGUGUGGAAAUAUGCAGACUGGGCCCUGCAGAGAGACCAGACGGUAGGGGUGCAGAUCUUCACCAGGAGGCCGGUGGGUCAGGACCAGGUUAAGGAGCAGAAGGACCAGGUGAACCCAGACGACGUCAUCACGUACCUGGGGAAACACAGCCAGGCUCUGCUGCUCUACCUGGAACACCUGGUGCUGGGCCGACGGAUACAGAAAGAGAAGCUCCACACCCACCUGGCAGUGCAGUAUACAGACAGAGUCCUGUCUCUCCUGUCUCAGUCCCCCACAGUGGACCAACAGGUGUCUAUAGCACGGGACAAACUCCAGCUCCUCCUCAGGGAGUCCAGUCUGUACCGCGUCCAACUACUACUGGGUAAGAUCCAGGAGUGUGACCAGUUGUUUCUGGAGAGAGCCACGCUCCACGGGAAACUAGAGGAGCACGAUAAGGCGUUACACAUCCUGGUGCACCAGCUCAAAGACUUCCCCGCUGCUGAGGCCUACUGCGUGUGGGGUUCCGCCUCCCGGGACCCGGCCUACCAGCAGCGCCUCUUCCACCUCCUUCUGGAGGUCUAUCUGGACCGGGACCUUCCCAGUAGUACCGGCUCCGGGGAGCUGGAGAUGGCAGCGGUGGAUCUGUUAAACCGGCACGGGGAGGUGUUUGACGCUGUGCGUGUGCUGGACCUGCUUCCUGAAGGGUGGUCCCUGCAGCUGCUUCGCCCGUUCCUCGGACGCGCCCUGCGGGGGAGUAUGCACGCCUUCCGUACCUCCCAGGUUGCACUGGGGCUGGCGAGGUCAGAGAACCUACAGCUGCAGCACGACAGGUUGAAGCAGAAGAGAAGCCCAGUCCUGGUAUCAGAGAAGAAGGGGUGUGUUCUGUGCCACAACACCUUCAGCGAGCCGGACUGUGUGUGUCUUCCAGGCGGCGUGCCCGUACACACACACUGUGCCGCCCAGAGGGUGGUACGAGACUCGCCCACCAGGAGACAACUAGCCAAUAGCAACAACCACACAUGAAGCCCCUGCCCACCACCACCACCCAAGCCUCGCCCAGAGCCAGUGUGAUGGGAGGAGCCUAGCAGCAGCCCGGGCUGUGAUUGGUUGCGUCUGGGGGGGGUCACAUCAGAUGAUGACUAUGGGGGAUAAAAGCACGGAGGUUACCAUGGCUACCGUGGUCCAGCGUAGUGGGAGCAGCCCUGGAGCAUACUCAGAAACACAGAGCUGACCACACUUCUCUACUGUGUGUGUGUGUGUGUGUGUGUGUGUGUGUGUGUGCUCUCGUUCAUUUGUGAAUGAAGGAAGGAAGGUAUUUAUUUCAGUGCCUCCAGUCAUAAACAACAGGGAGACUGAUGACCGACUGAGAUGUGAAUGAAGUUCUACAACAAGAACUAACUCCACAUCCAUCAUGACUCUAAACACAUUGAAGUGAAACCUACAGUCUGUCCUGGUCCAGUGCUGAACCCCUCUGCUAUGUCUGUCCUGGUCCAGUGCUGAACCCCUCCUCUGCUAUGUCUGUCCUGGUCCAGUGCUGAACCCCUCCUCUGCUAUGUCUGUCCUGGUCCAGUGCUGAACCCCUCCUCUGCUAUGUCUGUCCUGGUC